Molecule: messenger RNA, 3411 nt
Organism: Dinoponera quadriceps
Lineage: Eukaryota; Metazoa; Arthropoda; Insecta; Hymenoptera; Formicidae
Gene: Parp1
Product: poly [ADP-ribose] polymerase
Exons: 6
Coding region: 142-3096 (984 amino acids)
Cellular component (GO): nucleus
Molecular function (GO): NAD binding; zinc ion binding; DNA binding
Source: RefSeq, a predicted model, not a curated record
AUAUUGGCGCCGGUGAUAUAACGGCCGGACCAUUAUUCCGCCAAACGUGACCGGUCCUAAGGUGUGCGCAUCAGUAUAUAUUAGCCGGCAUCUUGUGAGGCGUAUCGUUUUCACAAUUCGAAGUGUUAAACGAUAGACGAGAUGGGUGACGAUUUACCGUACCGAGUGGAAUACGCGAAAAGCGAUCGCUCUCGUUGUCAAUUGUGCAAACUUACCAUCACCAAGACCAGCCUGAGACUCGCUGCUAUUGUUCAGAGCCCAGUUCAUGAUGGCAAGAUACCUAGAUGGUAUCACUUUAAGUGUUUCUUUCAAAAACAAAGACCAAAGUCUACGGCUGAUAUAGAUUGUUUUGAUCAAAUUCGCAAUGAAGAUCAAACAAAAAUCAAAGAGAAACUUGAGGAAGCUCUUAAAGCACCUCCUGCUUCUGGAAAAGGAAAGAAAAGAGCAAAUCCUGCCAAAAGUGGCGGGGGUGAGUUCAGAGUAGAAUAUGCGAAAUCUGGUAGGGCUUCUUGCAAAGGAUGUGAAGAAAAGAUAGUCAAAGAUGAAGUAAGAAUAUCAAAGAAAGAUUUUGAGAGUGCAGAAGCUAGAAAAUUCGGCGGCUUGGACAGAUGGUUUCAUGUGGAAUGUUUUGCAAACUUAAGGGCAAAUAUAGGGUAUUAUGGAAAAGGAGAUGAGCUUCCAGGUAUAAAAGAUCUCUCCAAGGAAGAUCAAAAAAGUCUCAAAGCUGCAUUAUCUAAAAUGAAUCCAGAUGAUAUCCCACCUCCUGUCAAAAAAAUGAAAAAUGAACCCGAAGAUGCUGAAGAAGAGAAAUUGAUAAAAAAGCAAAAUACCGAGUUGUAUGCUAUACAAGAUCAAAUAUCGAGUCUUAGCAAAAAAGAAUUGAUUGCAAUACUGGAAAAGAAUCAUCAACAAGUUCCAUCUGGUACAACGAGCAUCUUGAAUCUUUUGUGUGACAUAUUGUACUUUGGAGCUCUGGAGCCUUGUCCAAAAUGUAAAGGACAAUUCAUAUAUAAUUCCGGUUUGGGUUACAAAUGCACCGGCAAUAUAACAGAAUGGACGAAAUGCGAGUAUGUUACACAAGAACCAAAAAGGAAGAAGUGUGAAAUACCAAUUGACAUGAAGGAAGAUUUCCCAAUUAAAGCGUACAAGUCUAAGAUAAAAAAGCGGCUGUUUAAAGUUACGGCACCAUCCUCUUCGGGUUCUGUGAAAAAAGAAGAGGACAGCGUGGAUGGACCGAAAGUGCAAGGAAAGCCGCGCCCUUUGAAGAACAUGCAGUUCGUUAUAGUGGGUCGCACAGAAAAGGAUAAAGAGGAGCUGAAGAGGGAGAUUUUACUCUUGGGCGGCACUGUCGGGACGAAGAUUCACAAUGAACUGGCUGCUGUGAUUUCGAUUCCGAAGGAAGUGGAGAAAAUGAACAAGAGGAUGCAAGAGGUCAAGUCGUUUGACAUACAAGUGAUAACGGAAGAUUUCGUGGAAGAAGCGAAAGAAUACACCGAAGCGCCCAUCAUGCUCUUGAAGAAGAAAACUAUUUCAAGCUGGGGUAGCGAUAUAAAUGCCAGGAUCGCGAACGUCGUCGCAAAGUCCAACGCUUCCAAAAACAAGAGCAAGUUCGAAAAGUCCGGCAAGGUGAAGUUGCGAGUAAAAGGCAGCGGCGGCGCUGUUGACCCUGACAGCGGCAUGGAUGAUUGCGCGCAUGUCUAUCAGAAAGGCAAAGACAAGUACGACAUAACAUUGGGGCUGACGGACAUACAGUCGAAGAAGAACAGUUUCUACAAAAUGCAAAUUUUAAAACACGACGCGAAUAACAUCUAUUACUUGUUCAGAAGUUGGGGUCGGAUCGGCACUACAAUUGGCGGCACCAAACUGGAGACAUGGCCCGUAGAUGAGUGUAUAAGACAGUUUGAAGCGCAUUUCCACGAGAAGUCGGGUAAUCAUUGGAAGAGUAGGGAACACUUCGUCAAGAUGCCGAAGAAGAUGUACCCGAUAGAGCUGGAUCACGGAGACGAUGAGAUUGUCUCUUUGGACUCGGAUAUCAAGAGCAACUUGCAGAAACCGGUUCAAGAUCUGAUCCGUCUUAUCUUCGACGUAGCUUGUAUGAAGAAAGUUUUGCUGGAGUUCGAGAUAGACAUGGAAAAGAUGCCUCUCGGGAAAUUAUCCAAGAAGCAGAUCCAAGAGGCGUACGAGGUGUUAACGGUGCUGCAGAACGAAAUGAAGAAGAAGAAUGGCAAUACGGACCGCAUCACGUUGAUCGACGCUUCCAAUAAAUUCUACACCCUGAUACCACACAAUUCCGGAAUCUCCGAACUGAAGCCUCUCGAAACGUUGGAAGAGAUCAAGAGCAAAUGCGACAUGCUGGACGCGCUGCUCGAGAUGGAGAUCGCGUACAAUCUCUUGCACGACAAGACCGACGAGAAGGAGAACCCGCUCGACGGUCACUACAAGCAGCUGAAGACGAGUAUCGACGUGUUGGACAAGAAGAGCGAGGAGUUCAAGAUGAUAGAGCAGUAUGUCAGGAACACGCACGCGGCGACUCACACGCAGUACGAGCUCGAGAUCGAGGAGGUAUUCGUGGUCAAGAGGCAGGGCGAGGAACAGCGAUUCAAGCCCUUCAAGAAGCUGCACAACAAGAAGCUGCUCUGGCACGGGUCCAGGACCACGAAUUUCGCCGGGAUAUUGUCUCAAGGUUUGCGCAUCGCGCCGCCGGAAGCGCCCGUCACCGGCUACAUGUUCGGCAAGGGUAUCUACUUCGCCGACAUGGUGUCCAAGUCCGCGAAUUAUUGCUGCACGAACAGCGCGAACACCACCGGUCUGUUGCUGCUCUGCGAGGUGGCUCUGGGAAAUAUGUACGAGAGAUAUCACGCGGACUACAUCGAGAAGCUACCAAAGGGCAAACAUUCGACGAUCGGCCGCGGUCAGACGCAACCCAAUCCCGAAGAAGUCUAUAAGACCAAGGACGGCAUCGAAGUGCCUUACGGCACGGGAGUACCUUUCAAUGUUAAAAAGUCGGCAUUAUUGUACAACGAGUACAUCGUGUACGACGUCGCUCAGGUGAAAGUGCGGUAUUUAUUAAGAAUGAACUUCAAAUACAAGAUGUAACAAUUGUAACGAGUGCGAUGGUCAACGAUAUGCUGCACAGCUGAGCUAUCCCUAGAUUCUAUCGUCGAUCGUGCUUAAAUUUUCGUACAUUUCCAAUUCGAGAUAUUGCUAUAAUUCUUGUUUCUUUUUUUUUUGCUUGUGUUUCGAGCUUCAUUUAUACUGUAUUACUUUUUAAUUUUAACAACAAAUUUCGUGAUUCCAUUAAUGUUUGGUUCUAUAUAUGUUUACAUACAAAUGUGACUUGUUAGAUACAGGCCAAAUAGCUUCUACUACCUCGAAUGUUCUUAUCCUGUAAGAUAAUGCACAAUAAAUUUU